Messenger RNA from Striga asiatica, 5536 nucleotides. The record is from the annotation of a GenBank genome assembly. Lineage: Eukaryota; Viridiplantae; Streptophyta; Magnoliopsida; Lamiales; Orobanchaceae.
CUUCUUCUCUUCUUCUCUUCUUCUCUUCUUCUGCAAAUUUCCGAAAGGCAGCAACUGAAUGAAGCAAAAAACCUGGCUGGCUGGCUCCUCUCCGAUUCAACCUCAGUCUUCCCUCUGACGAGAACAAAAACCGGACAAGCACAACACACGCGGACCGAGUGGUCCUUUUCGCACGACAAUAAGCAUUACUUUGAAACAAUUCGGAAUCUAUGAUGAAGAAAGACAACAGCGGAGGUAGCAAAAACCAAAAACCCAGAAUUUCUGGAGCAAACCCACUUCAAAUUAAUGAAGACGAUGCUUCACGACUGGUCGGGGGCAUAGUCGAAAAGGGCUUUUCCGAUAUCCAUUCAUCUCGGUCUUUGGGCCCGCCGACAGCCCCUCGGCCCUCUGUUCUGCCUUUUCCGGUGGCACGCCACCGCUCUCACGGCCCAAAUUGGGCUCCUAAAGCUGGAAACUUUAAUGCUAUUAAUGAUAGUGAUGACAUGGAUGAGGAUGUUGGAGAAGAGGGAGACUCUGAUGUGAUGGUAAUGGCUGCUGGUUUUGCUAAACCAGUAGAAAGAAAGGAAAAGAAAGGACUGAAUUUUAGCCGUUGGCAAGAGAUAGUGAAAAACGAGGGGAACUCUGUGCUGAACGAUAAGAAGAAGGAAAAAGAAUUUUAUUCAGAUAAUUUAAAAAGGAAAUUCACCAGUCCAGGAGAUUCUGAGUUGCAUAGGACUUCACACUUUGAUCAUGUAAAUGAACCGUGUAUGACUCUGGGGGAUGACAAGGUUUUAUCCGGGAGAGAAGUAGAAACGGGAACUGAAGUUGUGUCGGAGGUUCAUAGCCUCAUAGACAGCAACAAUGGAAAUAUUGCCCAACUGCAAGAAUCACAGAAUGACAUUGCUAAAUACAAGCGGGAGAGGCCAAGUGAGGAAAUCCUAGCCGAUUUGGAAAUGCAAAAUUCUCUGAUGGAUUCUGGUUUUUCUCAUCAGACGUUGAUGGGUGGAGAAAAGGAGAAUCUCGAGAGCCAGAUUGAUGCUGAAAACCGUACUCGACUGGCAAAAAUGUCCGCCAAAGAAAUUGCUGAAGCACAAGCUGAAUUAGUGGCAAAGCUGGAUCCAGCAUUGAUAAAUGCCCUGAGAAAAAGGGGCCUAUCAAAAGUCAAGGGGCAGAAGUUUUCUUCAUCGGACAUUGCUGGCAAUGAAGCAGAUAGUAUGAAACACGAGACAUAUUUCUCGGAGUUAACAGCUAGCUCUGGUGACACUAUCUCCCAAAAGCCUGUGGAGUUAUCUCCUGGAGACUCACUGCUAGAUAAAGAUGGUAGAGCUUCUCCAAAUAAAACCCCUGAAAACCGUAGCAUGUGGAAUGCUUGGAGCAAAAGAGUUGAGCAUGUUAGAGACUUGAGAUUUUCCUUGGAUGGUAACAUUAUCGAUGUUGAUUUGGCUCAUGUACCAGAUGCUGGCAAGGCUUCGUCUGAAAGUGUAUACAGUGCUGAUAAUGUUUCUGAACGUGACUUUAUUCGAACCGAAGGUGAUCCUGGUGCUGCUGGUUAUACCAUAAAAGAAGCAGUGGCCCUAACUAGAAGUGUGGUUCCGGGACAGCGCACUCUCGCUUUGCAGCUAAUUGCAGCCGUCCUUGAUCGAGCAAUUGGUGGAAUAUGUCAGAAAGAAGUUGAUUCUUCCUCUAAAUCAGUUGAUGCUAAAUGUGCUGACUGGGAAGCAAUUUGGGCUUUUGCUCUCGGUCCAGAACCUGAGCUUGCUUUAGCACUAAGAAUGUCCCUAGAUGAUAAUCACAACUCAGUGGUCCUUUCUUGUGCCAAAGCUAUAAUGUGUGCAUUAAGCUGUGAUGUGAACGAAAUCAUAUUUGAGAUGUUAGAGAAGACACCAACUUAUGCAAAGGAUGUUUAUACAGCUCCUGUUUUUAGAAGCAAACCAGAUGUUAGUGUCGGUUUUCUUCGUGGUGGCUUCUGGAAGUAUAAUACCAAACCUUCUAAUAUUCGUUGUUUUGGUGAGGAGUUGGAAAGUGAAAAAGCUGAAGACGAACGCACUAUUCAGGAUGAUAUAAUUGUUGCUGGGCAGGAUUUUGCUGCCGGUCUUGUUAGGAUGGGGAUUCUUCCAAGAAUCUGUUAUCUCUUGGAGACUGAUCCUGCUGCACCUUUGGAAGAAUGCUUGAUAACUAUAUUGAUUGCCAUAGCAAGGCAUUCCCCUACAUGUGCUGCUGCAAUUUUGGACUGUGAAAGGCUUGUUCAGACGAUUGUCAAUAGAUUCACGUCUAACGAGCAAAUGGAAAUAAAUUUUAGCAAGAUUAAAUCUGUUGCGCUCUUAAAAGUGAGCAGUGCCUUUAUGGUGUUGGCCCGGGUUGAGAAGAAGAACUGCUCGACAUUCAUGAAUGAAGGGAUUCUGCAAAAGGUGACCUGGCACUUGUACCGGCGCACAUUUUCUCUUGAGCAAUGGAUGAAAUCUGGGAAGGAGGCUUGCAAAUUAUCAUCAGCUUUGCUGGUCGAGCAGCUACGUCUCUGGAAGGUCUUUCUUCGUUACGGAUAUUGCAUUUCUGAAAUUUCUGAUCUAUUCCCUUCACUAUGCGUAUGGUUGAGUGUGCCCACAUUCGAGAAGUUAAUUGACAAUGAUAUGAUGGAUGAAUACUGUGCCAUCGCAAAUGAAGCUUACCUCCUCCUGGACGUUUUAGCUGGUAAAGUUCCGAAUUUUUAUUCACGCAUGCAAGAUGAAGAAUCUGGUUCGUGGAAUUUCCUUGGUUCGAUUAUUGAUCAAUCUCUCGAGUGGGUACAAGUGAAAAGCAUUCCAUGUGUGUCGAAAUCGAAACUCUCCGCAUGCCAAAUUAAAGAUGGUGGAAAGAAUUACUUCUCACAGGAGUCGAAAGUAAAUUCGUUGUUACGGGUCAUUUCAUCUGUUUUGAAUACGCUGUCCAGUUUGCUGAAAGCUGUGAUCCCAGAGGAUAUUACGAGCAUGCCAAAUGGCCGUUUGCCUUGGCUGCCGGAAUUUGUCCCGAGUAUUGGACUUAGAAUUAUUAAAAAUGGAUACUUUGGGUUUUCAGGAAAAAGUAAUGACUCCUUCGUCAAGUACUUAUGUCUUUUGAGGACCAAAAACAGACCUGAACUGGCAAUAUCUUCUACAUGUUGCCUUCAGGCACUGCUCCAAGUAGCUACUUCCGUUGAUGAAUUAAUCAGACAUGCAAAUCUCGACGUUCACAAUGUGCCAUCUAAAUUCGCGAGUCUCUCACGGGAAGAUAAAAUUCUUGCUGAUGGGAUACUCAAGUCCGGGGUUGACGAAGUACAAUUUCUGCUGAGUAAUUUAACAAAAUUAAUCGCCAAUGAGUGGCAAAAAAUGAGUCCGGUUGAAAAUUUCGGCAGAGGUGGGCCCGCCCCAGGCGUUGGGGUGGGGUGGGGUGCCUCUGCCGGUGGCUAUUGGUCAUUGAAUAAUUUCUUGGCUCAGCUAGAUGCAAAGCUGCUCGUUUGCAUGCUCGAAUUUUCUGAAAUACCCUUUAACACCGAGGUCUCAUCAGAUGCCACGCAAGUUCUCAACUGUGCCCUUACGGCCUGUUUAUUUGUGGGCCCGGGGAAUAAUCGUCCCGUUAUAGAUAAAUUACUGAAAUUUAUAUUCCGGGCUCCCGUUCUCAAGUAUCUAAACUUGAGCAUCCGAAAGUUCCUUUCUUCCAGAAAAGGAUCCCAAUCUUACAGAUUGAACUACGAAGAAGGAGAAUACGCAUCAUUUGCAGAUAUCUUGGCUGUUCAUUUUAGGAACAGGUGGCUAGGUAUUAAAAAGAAGAAAACGGGAAAAUCCACGGGUGAAAAAAACCCCGUUAUGAAGAAAAAAAAUCCUUCUUUGGAGACUAUUUAUGAAGAUACAGAAGAGACUAGGCAAGAGUUAUCAUCUUCUAUGAGUGUGGAGUGGGCUCGCCAGAGAUUGCCCCUCCCUGCACAUUGGUAUCUCAGUGCAAUCUCGUCCAUUCAGACAGAGAAAAGUCUAGAUUUUCUAGAAGCUUCCAGGGCGGGAUUAUUUUUACUCUUGGGUAUUGAAACUCUAUCUUGCUCGGCUGUUACGUGUGUCCCUGUUGUCUGGAAGCUGCACGCCAUGUCAGCGGUUUUACUUUCGGGGAUGGAAAUUCUCAGGGAUGAGAAGAGCAGGGAAGUGUACGGGAUUUUGCAGGAUGUUUAUGGUGAAGUUGUGAAUGAGAAAAAGUUCACGUUGCAAUUCGGGAAAGAAAUCCACGAGAGUUAUGCCACGUUUAUCGAGACUUUGGUGGAGCAGUUUGCAGCCGAGUCUUAUGGUGACUUGUUAUUCGGGCGGCAGGUUGCGUUGUAUUUACACAGGUCCACCGAAGCUUCCACGAGGCUUGCCGCGUGGAAUGCAUUGUCUAAUGCCCGUGUGCUUGAGCUUUUGCCACCUGUGGACAAGUGUUUCACUAAAGCUGAGGGCUUUCUUGAACCCGUCGAGGUACCAAGUAUAAAUUCGAUAAAAUAAAAGGGUCAUUACAGAAACUACUCCUUGAACCCAUCUAUCUUUAUUACAAAUAAUCGCAUGAGCCAAAAAUAGCUUCCCAUAAGGGUGUGGUUUUGUUAGACACAAAUCAAAUGUCUCGGGAUCGUGUCUAAGUUUUUAAAAUUAUUUGGCGCUUUUUCGUAAUUAGGCGAAGCCUUCAUAGGUAACUUUUGUGACUAAUUCCAAUGAGAAAAAAUGAAUCUGAAAAUAGAACUUACCAAAACAAGAAUUAGGUAAAAAAUAAAUAAAUAAAUAAAGAAUAAUGAUAGUUGCAUGAAUUAAAUAAAUAUUCACGAGCUUGAUGAUGGUGCAGGACAACGAGAGGAUCUUGGAAGCUUAUGUUAAAUCAUGGGUGUCUGGUUCGAUCGACAAAGCAGCUAAUCGAAACUCUGUCACAUUUCUACUUGCUCUGCACCAUACCUCUUCCUUCAUAUUCGGGGAUGUUUUUGGUGAUAUUCUCACGCUUCGUAAUAAGCUUGUAAAGUCUCUAGUGCGGGACUUCUCCCGCAAGCAUCAACAUGAGGGAAUGAUGGUGAAACUAAUAUGCUAUAUGAGACCAAACACGACAAGUUCAUCCAUGCAGCUGCUUGAGAUAGAAAGAAGGCUGCAGCUAUUGAGAGGGAUUUGUGAUGGACUUGUGAAGGAAGUCGAAAAGCUCGAGUCCUGCAUUAAAAGAGAGUUUGACAUGAAAACAUUGGUGUGAACUUAUACAUGAAGUUUACUUUUGCUUCUGCAACUCCUGUUCCUGUGGAUACUGUGGUUUUAGAUGUUCUUGGGUGGUGAGUAGCUGUUAGUUGAUUACAUAAUCCUCGAAAUUAUGUUGGUGAAGGCAAUGUUUUCUUGUUGUUUGGCCUAGCAAAAAUGCACAUUCAUGCAUAUAUUGUCAUCACUAUUAAUGCAUUUGUGCUAUUAAAAGUUGCCGGAUGAAGGGCCAAAAGCCACGCGGUGCUUACAGUUACAAGAUUGAACCUAGCAAAUUUAAAAUUUUUUCCGGUGAGUCGAGGUCAAAAUUAUACCCUUUUGUAUACAUAAGGAAUGAAGUAGAAAUCAACCAUAUUUAG